This is a messenger RNA of Trematosphaeria pertusa, 3073 nucleotides long. RefSeq lists its product as uncharacterized. Gene Ontology annotation, biological process: mRNA splicing, via spliceosome. The record is from RefSeq and is a predicted model, not a curated record. Gene Ontology annotation, molecular function: mRNA binding. The transcript is spliced from 2 exons. Gene Ontology annotation, cellular component: cytoplasmic stress granule. The coding region runs from base 278 to 2767 and encodes 829 amino acids. NCBI's taxonomy places the organism in Eukaryota, Fungi, Ascomycota, Dothideomycetes, Pleosporales, Trematosphaeriaceae.
GGACUCCUUGUUCGUCUUCGAUUUGGCUCCUUCUACUCUGUCCCAAGUUCGACCUACCAUUGAAUUGCCAGAACCUUCUCUUUACGAGAUCUAAUAUCGGCCUUCUUCACUUCGCGCCAAUAGCAACUGCCUUAUCACAGGUUGGACGUAUAUCUUCUGCCUUACAUAUUCGCCGUCCGGUACUUUGAAGGACCGGACGCAGUAAUACACCUUCGCCACGGCUGUCCUAUCUCAAAGCGCGCGGGACAGCUUCGUCCUGCCCCCGCAUCUUCUUGGAAUGCAACACCACGACGGCGCUCCGACCGCACCCAGCGGACCCCGCCUUCAGACGAGUUUCCAGAAGCAGAUGAACGGAGGUCAUACCGGCUUUUCGCACGGCGCAUUCCACACCAACCAGCCAGGCGGCUACGCCGAUAGACAUCCCGAGAGGUCGAACAUCCCGUCGAUCAACACGGGCAGGCUCGCGCCGGGCAACCAAAACACCGACUUGCAGACCCCUGGUACGGGCUUCGAUAUGAACUUCACACCUUUGCUCCCGUCGCAGUUGCUCCUCGGCAGCCCCUUCCAGCCGGGGUCUCCGUCAGCUUUUGCGUCGCCGCAAUUCCAGCAGUAUGCGAAUUUUGCCGGACAGAACCAGUCACAUCAGCAACAGAAUCAGGCCAACCACAUGGGCAGCCCGGUGCAGAUGCAGCAGCCGCUUUCGCCCCAGCUCUACCAGAACCUGGUCUCUCCUACGAGUAUAAACGGCCCUGGCUUCUUUGGUGGACCGCAGUCGCCCACGGGAGGAUAUUCUGGAUUUGGUGCACAGGGUCUUGGUGGACUGGGUUCGUCUCUGCCCAUUGCCCCGGGCCUAGUAUCUGGGACUAGCAGGACCGUCUAUCUAGGCAACAUUCCCCCCGAGACGUCUGCUGAAGAGAUUCUUGGUCAUGUGAGGAGUGGUCAGAUCGAGUCUGUCAGACUCCUGCCGGACAAGAACUGCGCGUUCAUCUCAUUCCUGGACAGCAGCUCCGCCACCCAUUUCCAUUCUGAUGCAAUCUUGAAAAAGUUGUCGAUCAGAGGCCAGGACAUCAAGAUUGGGUGGGGAAAACCGUCGCAGGUACCGACCUCGGUAGCCUUGGCCGUGCAACAGUCAGGCGCUUCGCGUAACGUUUACCUUGGUAAUCUGCCAGAAGACGUCACUGAGGAGGAGCUGCGUGAGGAUCUCAGCAAGUUCGGUCCGAUCGACACCGUAAAGAUUGUGCGGGAGAAGGCCAUUGGCUUCGUGCAUUUCUUGUCCAUUGGAAAUGCCAUAAAGGCUGUUGCGCAGCUUCCUCAAGAGCCGAAAUGGCAGCCUCCAAGGCGCGUCUACUACGGCAAAGAUCGAUGCGCGUAUGUCUCGAAGACUCAGCAGCAGAACGCCGCGCAGUACCUUGGAAUCGCGCCUGGAUAUGCCCACGUGCUGAACGGGGCCGAUCGGGACAUGAUCUCCAACGCCCUCGCACAGCAGUCGGUCGCUGCCGCGGCAGUUGCAACAUCCGCCGGCGGCGUCAACAACCUGGGCAACCGGACAGUGUACCUAGGAAACAUACAUCCUGAGACGACGAUCGAAGAGAUUUGCAACGUCGUCCGCGGCGGUCUCCUGCACCACAUACGAUACAUCCCGGACAAGCACAUCUGCUUCGUGACGUUCAUCGACCCUACUUCUGCAGCGUCGUUCUACGCUCUGAGCAACCUCCAAGGGCUAAUGAUCCACAACCGACGCCUGAAGAUUGGAUGGGGAAAGCACUCCGGCGCCCUCCCUCCGGCGAUCGCUCUUGCUGUGAGCGGCGGAGCCUCGCGUAAUGUCUACAUUGGCAACUUGGAUGAGUCAUGGACCGAGGACCGCCUGAGGCAGGACUUCUCUGAAUAUGGUGAGAUUGAGCUGGUCAACACGCUGCGCGAGAAGAGCUGUGCGUUUGUCAACUUCACCAACAUCGCCAAUGCCAUCAAGGCGAUUGAGGCCGUGCGAGGCCGGGAGGAGUACAAGCGAUUCAAGGUCAACUUUGGGAAGGACCGCUGCGGUAACCCGCCGCGACAGAUGAACUCCAAUCAGGGCCAGGCACAGCAAGCUGGAAGUGAUGGUGUCCAGUCUCCUUCGCCCAUCAACGGUCUCCAUCCCAACCGCAGCAACACUGGGCCCUCCGUUUCGCCAACUGGCUCUGGCGCUCCUGGCUCAGGUGGCAGCACCAAUGGACAGUUUCCCGGUAUCCAAGCGCCUACACCCGCGAGUAUCCUGAACACCGGCGUCAACAAUCCUCUGAUGAUGUACCUACAGGCUCAACAAAGCCAACAACAACAGCAGGCUGAGGUGAACCUCCAGCAGCAACAACAGCAAGCCCAGCAACAACAGCAGCAGGCGUACCCUUCUCCGCAGGCUGCUUUCUAUGGCGCUGACAUUAACCCUUCUCCACAACCGCACCAGUCGCACACAGCACACAAUAGCACGUCGAGCUUCAGCCUCAUCAACGGUACCUCGAGCCAAUCAGGUGCCACCACAGUCGGUGGCCUGCUCGCCCCAUCAAACCUCAACGCCCGCGCUCAGCACUCUCGCGCCGUCAGCCUACCGGUCUUCACGCAAGGCCCGUUCACGCAGCCCGUGCAGCAAUCGCAGGCACCUCAGCAGAACUCCUUCGGCAGCCUAAGCUCCGGCAUUGGCGGGUUCGGCAGCGGAAACGGCGGCUACGGCCUCGCAAUCCAAGGCGACGGUGGCCUUCCCGGCUGGGCUGAAGAGGAGGUUGGUGCGCAGUAAUCGUUGGCUUUUUCGGAUCUUCUUUUCGAAUGUGCGAUACUUGCUCCACUUAACCAGUUUAGUAGCUUUCUUGGUUACCCACCAUGUUUUCCUUUUUAUAUUCCCCUUUUGCAUCUCCUGGGUCUGGUUUGGGAUUGAAAUGGCGCCACCUCGUGUUGUUUUGAUAUAAUUGUUGUAAUCGAAUUUGGAAACACCAUUUGUGCGCAUCAAUUCACACUCCUUAAUACUGCCCCAACCCGACUCUGUUUUACUACUCUUCCUUGAUUCUCUGAUUUCUUUUUUGUUUUCACUACUGCAAUGCUACUG